CCUCGCUGAGUGCCCUCAAAAAACAGCAGUCUCGACUUUCUUCAGAUGGAGAAUGUACGUCCGUCUUCGUCGCGAUUUAUUUCGAUAUAAACACGUCACAGAUUUCGGUAAAAGGUGUGCUUAAAUGAAUAAAGUUCUCCGUUUCGUAUGAUGGCAGAGGAGUGUUUUUUAUGUGAUUUUCAAAAUUAAAAAAAGGAAUAAAAAGUGUCAUCUCCAAAAUGAAUGGCAAAAUGCACAGUGAAACCGGCGCUUUCUCGUCUGACGGCAUGCGAGCCGAAAUACUGAACCCUUUCGUUCACAAAUUGGAACUAGACAACACGUUUGAUAAAAUUAAGACUGCUAUCUUCACAGUCAUAUUGCUACCGUUUCGAGUGAUAGUGAUAUGUUACUUAAUAGUAACUGCGUGGUUCCUAGCGUGUAUAGGCCUUUAUGGUCUAAGUGAGGAUGAUCUAAGGAAAAAGCCCAUGACAGGAUGGAGAAGCGCUUAUUCCAACUACGCCUGCCACAACAUUAUUCUNCCCGCCGCGCCCGCCGCCUCGCCCGCCGCCGACUACAAGCCCGACUCCAAGCGCGGCGAGGUGUACGUGUGA
Messenger RNA from Ostrinia furnacalis (Asian corn borer), 590 nucleotides. It is a transcript of the gene LPCAT, whose product is annotated as lysophosphatidylcholine acyltransferase. Bases 219 to 590 code for a protein of 123 amino acids. The transcript is spliced from 4 exons. Lineage: Eukaryota; Metazoa; Arthropoda; Insecta; Lepidoptera; Crambidae. The record is from RefSeq and is a predicted model, not a curated record.